AGGUCGAGCACUUCCGGACCGGACACGUAGCGGUCGUGGUGGAGCUGCGCGCUCCGUCGGGCGAGAACGUCAUAGUCGCGACCACGCACCUCGCCUGCGGCCCGCUGUCGGAGGACGCCCGGCUCUGGCAGUUGUCCGUGCUUCUGAACACGCUGCAGGGGACAGGCUGCAGGCGCGUCCUGAUCUGCGGGGACUUCAACUGCGUGCCGGGGGGCAAGGUGCACGAGCUCAUGUCCAAGACGUUCCUCUCCGCCUACCGGGACGUGGAGCUGACGAGCGCCACGGUCUCGAACGCCAUGUCGGAGGAGGGCAAGGGAUUCGCGGAGACGAUCGACUACUGCUGGCUUCGGAGCCCUUUCGUGCAGCUGCAGAGGCGGCUCCGGCUCCCCAGCAAAGACGAGCUGCGCACCCUCCUGAACGGGCCGCCAGCUCCUGCGCCAGUGCCAACGCUUGUGGCGCAGGGCUCGUGGCCGUCGGACCACCUGCCCGUCGCCGUGGACAUCGCCUUCGCGCCCGCCAGUCCGCCGCCGGCGCACAGCCAGCCGGCCGCCACCGGCCGCCCGCCACCAGCCUUCCAGUAGCCCGCAGGCAGCUUGAGGCCCGCCAGCAGCCAGCAGCGCCGGCCUUCGGCGCUGGCCGGCGCAAGCGGCGCCCCGCCCGCGGUGGGCUCUUGAGAGUCGCCCCGUUUCCUCGCUUCUCCCUCUCAUUCCUGUCGCU
Messenger RNA from Prorocentrum cordatum, 717 nucleotides. NCBI's taxonomy places the organism in Eukaryota, Dinophyceae, Prorocentrales, Prorocentraceae. The record is from the annotation of a GenBank genome assembly.